Molecule: messenger RNA, 881 nt
Organism: Anthonomus grandis grandis
Lineage: Eukaryota; Metazoa; Arthropoda; Insecta; Coleoptera; Curculionidae
Exons: 4
Coding region: 122-796 (224 amino acids)
Source: RefSeq, a predicted model, not a curated record
CAAUGAAACGUUUUGUCAUCGAUUGACACCACUCAAACUUAAAAAAAAAUCAAAAAAAACCUAAAAUUCUUGUCGCACUUUUUCGGCCUCAAAAUACCAAAUUCUCUGUGACUAAACCAAAAUGUUGGCCAUAAUGAAGAAGAUCCAACGGAACCCGAAGUUCCCGUUAGUGAUGGCUGGGGCGUCGUACACCAUGUUAGCUUCAGCAAGUGCCGGGUGUCUUUACUGGUACUUUACUCAGAUCGCCAGCAACGAUUUUUGGCACUGGAUGCUAGUUUCUUAUUGUAUUAUGCUGGCCAACGGUAUAACUGGAUUCACUGAAUUCUUUUCAGAGGACUCAUUUUGCCCCUUAAGAGACCUUUUAGAUCAUCUUCAGCUGGUCCUCGUUUUACCAUGUUAUGCCGCUCAAAUGUGGGUAAAAACCGAAAUGGGUCCUCCGGAAAUUGCUGUCGUACAUGCCGGUCUAGGAAUCAUUGCCGCCCUGAUGUACAUUCUAGUGGAAUGCAGAAGACAGGACCUAACCGAUCUGGCCAUAUUCGCUAACGCGUUCAGCUUAUGCUGUAUAUCCUUAUUAAAUGUGAACCCAUUCGUUACUUUAGCCACAAGUGUUUUAGUAUCAGGAUAUCUAAUAUACAAGAGGGAUGACGAGCAGUGCUGUCUUGCUCCCCAGGACAAAUUCAAUUUGAUAAUGGCCACAUUCGCUAUUAUCUCUUUGGUUUCCUUUGAUGAUGAUAUCGUGACAACUGUACAAGACACAGUGCAUGAAGGUCUAAACGCCAUUAUAGGAGGCGAAUAAUGUUUGUGUAAUUAUUAUAUUGUCCAGGAUUUGUCCAACUAAAAUUGGUUUAAUUUUUGUUAUAUAAAUUGAGAACAUUUCAGUA